CUUUGUCCACGAUAUAAGCACGCAAUUUCAAAUUUUGGUGUGGCCAUCAUCAUCCUGGCUCGUCUUUACCCUCACAACCACCCCAAGCUCACUCACCUCCUCCUACGAUGCACCUCCCACCUUACAAUGCGCCACCUCUACCAAAUCCAAUCCCAACUCACCACCAACCCCAUCCCCUCCAUCGACCCAAACAUCAUCGCCGUCAAGCUCAUCGGCGCGUUCGCCCACUUCGCCAACACGCGCCACUUGGCCCUCAUAUUCCACCACUAUCUCCAAACCCCAAACAUCUUCGCCUACAAUGCCCUCCUCAAGGCCUUUGCUCAGAACAAUGACUGGCACCACACCAUUCUCUACUUCAAUUCCCAAUUGCUUUCGCUGAAUGCUCCGAGCCCAGAUGAGUACACCUUCACCUCUGUGCUCAAGGCCUGCGCCGGCCUCGCCCGAAUGACUGAGGGAGAGAAAGUCCACUGCCUCGUCACUAAAUUCGGGUGCGAGGCAAAUCUCUUUGUUAGAAAUUCGCUGACUGACAUGUACUUUAAGUUUGGGAGGUUUGGGAUUGCGCAGAAGCUGUUCGAUGAAAUGCGUGUGAGAGAUGUCGUUUCGUGGAACACCUUGGUUGCUGGGUAUUGCGUGAGUGGGGAGGUUGGUGAGGCUAGGAGGGUGUUUGACAGCAUGGUAGAGAAGACUUUGUUUUCUUGGUCGACUAUGAUCAGUGCGUAUGCCAAGUUGGGUGAGUUGGAGGAAGCGAGGCGGCUUUUUAAUGAGACGCCGCAGAGGAAUGUGGUUUCGUGGAAUGCGAUGAUUGCUGGGUAUGCACAGAACGAGAAGUAUGCUGAGGCUGUUGGGUUGUUUAGGGAAAUGCAAGAGGGUGGGUUGGCGCCAAAUGAUGUUACGCUGGUUAGUGUGUUGUCCGCUUGCGCUCAUCUCGGGGCACUUGAUUUGGGGAAGUGGAUUGAUAGGUUUAUAAAACGAAGCGGGAUGGAGUUGGGUCUGUUUUUGGGAAAUGCUUUAGCGGAUAUGUAUGCCAAGUGUGGCUGCAUAACCGAAGCUAGGCUGGUUUUCAAUAACAUGAAUGAGAGAGAUGUGAUAUCUUGGAGUAUUAUCAUUACUGGGUUGGCAAUGAAUGGGCAUGCUGAUGAAGCUUUUGAGUGUUUUAGUACGAUGAUUGAACACGGUUUGAAGCCAAAUGAAAUUACGUUUAUGGGGUUAUUGACAGCAUGUACUCAUGCUGGUUUGGUGGACAAGGGGCUUGAGUAUUUUGAUAUGAUGGAGAAAGCAUAUGGAAUAUCUCCCAAGAUUGAGCACUAUGGGUGUUUGGUUGAUCUUCUCAGCCGUGCUGGUCGCCUUGCUAAAGCAGAGGAUAUGAUUAAUUCCAUGCCUAUGAAGCCUAAUGUUAUAGUCUGGGGUGCAUUGCUCGGUGGUUGUCGGAUUUAUAAAGAUACUGAUAGAGGGGAGCGUGUUGUUCAGCAGAUUCUUGAACUAGAUUCUGAGCACUCUGGAAGCUAUGUUUAUCUUGCAAAUCUAUAUGCUUCGAUGGGAAGGCUUGAUGAUGCAGCACAGUGUAGACUGAGAAUGCGAGAUAAAGGCGUAACAAAAACACCUGGCUGCAGUUGGAUAGAGGUGGAUAACAUAGUUCAUGAAUUCUUCAUGGGAGAUUUAUCGCAUCCUCAGUUGGACAAAAUAUAUUCAAUGAUUAAAGAACUGAGGUGGAAAAUGAAGCUAGCCGGAUACAAACCAAAGACAGAUCUGGUGCUUCAUAACAUAGACGAAGAAGAGAAAGAGGAUGCUUUAUCUGUUCAUAGUGAGAAGCUGGCCAUUGCAUUUGGGCUUAUCAGUACUAGCCCAGGAACUACAAUUCGAAUAGUAAAGAACUUGCGAGUUUGUAGUGACUGUCAUGACGCGACAAAAUUAAUCUCCAAAAUUGUAGAACGAGAGAUUAUCGUACGAGACCGAAGUCGCUUCCAUCAUUUCAAAGAUGGUAAAUGUUCUUGCAAUGACUACUGGUAGGUGGUAGCUAGUACUGAGUAGACUGUUCUUAGCAAGGACGAGAAAAUCCUUUAGGGGAACAAUGCUUCUCCAAUUUGUUGCAAUAGAAUGAUGUCAUUCAAUGUCAUUUCAAAUGCAUUUGAUCUAUUUAUUCCCAAGCUUC
This is a messenger RNA of Rosa rugosa (rugosa rose), 2149 nucleotides long. RefSeq names its product pentatricopeptide repeat-containing protein At1g08070, chloroplastic-like. The record is from RefSeq and is a predicted model, not a curated record. NCBI's taxonomy places the organism in Eukaryota, Viridiplantae, Streptophyta, Magnoliopsida, Rosales, Rosaceae. The coding region runs from base 127 to 2007 and encodes 626 amino acids. Gene Ontology annotation, molecular function: zinc ion binding; protein binding; RNA binding. The transcript has a single exon. Gene Ontology annotation, biological process: RNA modification.